Oryzias melastigma (Indian medaka) is the source of this 4041-nucleotide messenger RNA. RefSeq names its product sex comb on midleg-like protein 2. Gene Ontology annotation, molecular function: protein binding. Gene Ontology annotation, biological process: regulation of DNA-templated transcription. The record is from RefSeq and is a predicted model, not a curated record. The coding region runs from base 795 to 2954 and encodes 719 amino acids. The transcript has 14 exons. Gene Ontology annotation, cellular component: nucleus. Lineage: Eukaryota; Metazoa; Chordata; Actinopteri; Beloniformes; Adrianichthyidae.
ACCACCACUAAAUUAUAACACUAGUAAUAAUAGUAAAGAUUAUUAAUAAUUAUUAAUUUUAUUUUAGCCGUUUAAGUGCAUUUUACUGAAACUUAAACUGACAUUUUAAAUCAUUAUUUAGUUUUUUACGUUUUUUUAUUCUUACAAACAAAAUAUCUCAAUUUAAGCACUUCAACUACCAUAAUUCGUCUAUUACUAAUAAUUCCACUAAUUUUUGAUGACCAGUUUUUUUAAAAUCAGUUUUCAAGCUCUUUGUUUUAUUUUUAUUUUUUUUUUUUUUCAUUUUUCAUUUUACAUUUUUUGACUUGUCGUUUAUUGUCGCAGUUUUCCCUCUAAAUGACCGCAUUUUCAGUAUUUGUCUGUUUUUGAACCACAGCAGACGAUGCGCCGAAAAACCUUGCGUAGAUAACAAAAAAGAAAGAUGGGUCACUCCAAUAUUCUUUUUGAGUCACAAAUGACAGUCUUUGUAGUUCUUUCUGAUUGGCUAAGUUGACUCAGCCCUCAUCUGAUUGGUCGUAACCGUGACCAGCACGCGAUUUCGUUGGCCAAUUGAAUUUCAUUCCUGAAUCCAGCCUAUCCAGCCAGCCUUCGCUUGUAUUCGCUCACAGUAGGAGAACGAUCUUUGGCAUAAAUUAUAUCCGUGUAAGCGUUCACUACAUUCGUGAAAAAAUGGCAGAUGACGAAUAGAAAAAAAGUGGAUCUCCGCUCUGAAAACGACCGCACUCGACUACAGAUACGGGCGGGCUGAGCGUCUCUUUACACUCCUGAAGUGGGACCACAGCUCAUCUGUUGCCAUGGGAAAAACUCAGCUAAAAGAUCAGAAGGAUGAAAGAAAGGAAAAGGCGGGAAAAGCAGCUCCAACUCCUGCUGCCAACCCUACAACAGCUAAAGACUCCUUCAGCUGGGAUCAGUACCUGAAAGAAACCUCCUCCACACCAGCUCCACCCGCCUGUUUCCGGCAGUCCAGAGUCCCGCCGUCCAACGACUUCAAAGUGGGAAUGAAGCUUGAAGCUCACGACCCUCGCAACUCCACCUCUGUUUGCAUCGCCACGGUGAUGGGGAUGACGGGAGUUCGCCUCCGUUUGCGCCUAGAUGGAAGUGACAACAGCAAUGACUUCUGGAGACUGGUCGACUCGUCGGAUAUUCAACCCAUCGGCACCUGCGAGAAGAAUGGAGACAUGCUGCAGCCGCCACUGGGGUUCCGGAUGAACGCCUCCUCCUGGCCCAUGUUCCUCCUGAGAACCCUAAAUGGAGCAGAGAUGGCUCCGGUCACGGCCUUUAAAAAGGAACCUCUCAGACCCCUCCAGAAUCUGUUCAAGCCCGGCAUGAAGCUGGAGGCCGUGGACAAGAAGAACCCCUACCUGAUCUGCCCCGCUACCAUUGGAGACGUGCGGGGCGAUGAGGUGUUCGUCAUGUUCGAUGGGUGGAGGGGGGCCUUCGACUACUGGUGCAAGUACGACUCCCGGGACAUCUUCCCCGUGGGCUGGUGUUCCCUCACCAAGCACAGCCUGCAGCCCCCAGGAAACAGCGUGACUCUUCCCAAAAGUCUGCAGAUUCUUCCGUCGUCGCCCUCCAAACCCAGCCGGCGCUCCAUGCAGUCCCCCUACAGACUGCCCACGCCUCUGCCCGCCCUCCCCGUCCGGAAAGGAGUACGAGGCCGGAGGCCCAAGAGCGAGACCAUCGCUCUGCUCAAAGCUGUGGCCGAGGCCGCCGCCGCCCACAACGGAGGCGUUUCCGAGAGCGCACAGGUCCUGUCCCGGGUCUACAAGAAGAGGGGGCCCAAACCUGGAAGCAAGAGAAAGUCUAAGUUUCCCCAAAGCCCGUCAUCGUUACCCAGCAUCCAGAUUCCACACGAAAGCCCCCCCAGCCACGGUUCUGUGGUGUCAACAGUGUGUGUGUAUGUGAACAAGCAUGGAAACUGCGGCCCCCACCUGGACAGGAAGGAGAUGCAACAUUUGCCGGACCACUUUGGCCCGGGUCCAGUGAACGGCGUGCUCCAGCAGGUGGUCCAGUCGUGCAUCGACUGCGCGUACCAGCCGAAAGUGCUGCUCAGCGCCCUGCAGACGGACGCCGGCGGAGGAGAGAUCGUCAGAGGUAGAGGCGGGAGAUGGGAAAGCUGUCGUCUGGGCCGGGUCAGGUUGAGCUCAGCGGGUCCGUCUGUCGUUCCAGUGAGAACAGACGGCGGCGUUCGGAUGAUCAGACUGCCGUCAGCCUCCAGUGCUUCCUUCGUACUGCGCUUCUUGGAAAGCAUGUGUCGUCAUCUUCAGUGUGAGAACCUGUUCAGCAGCCAGCCGUUCAGCCACGGCGCCGCUUAUGACAGGAACAAACCAGUGAAGGAGGAAGCCAUGGAUGCUCCCUCUGUGGUCCGAGGCAGUAAACGCAGUCUGUCUGGAGUCUCCCCGCCGUACGCAGCCCCCCUGUCUCCUAAGCAGCUACGCGCUGAAGCCCACCCGUCAGAAGCAGAGACUCUGCCUCAUGAGGAGAAUGGUUUAAUGAAGGAGCAGCGAUACAUGGACUCUGCCUCCAACUCCAUGACGCCGCGACCCCAAACCGUGCGAAGUUCUUCCGAGUACCACUCCCAAACCAGCAGCCUGUACCACCGCAGCAGCAGCUUCUCCUCCAGCUCAGCAGAGCUCAGCUCGCCACAGCCUCUGAGGCGAGUCGAAGCAGCAAGCUCCACCACAGGCCCCGAGUCUCUGUCGGAGCGAGACCCUCUGCAUCUGCCCAAUAAGAACCCCUCUUCCUGGACCAUUGAAGAAGUGAUGCAGUUUGUCAAACAUGCAGACCCCACGGCGUUAGCACCUCACGCAGAGCUGUUCAGAAAACACGAGAUCGACGGCAAAGCUCUGAUGCUCCUGCGCAGCGACAUGAUCAUGAAGUACAUGGGUCUGAAGCUGGGGCCGGCCCUCAAGCUAUGCCACCACAUAGAGCGCCUCAAACAGGGCAAGCUGUAACAGCAGCCGCAACCUGCCACGCCCACGUUACUCCCCCUGGAGGAACACGUUACAGCUUCCUCCUGACUUCCAGAGUGGAGGCCGCGCAUUACCUCAUCUCCACAUCAGUGAACAAAACGCUCUUCAGAUCUCACCCAAAUCGGAGAAAUCCCAAAGGCAGAUCCAUCCCUGCAGUGUUUACAUGCCAGAGCACACGUGUGGACACUUUUGACUGAGUCCAGAUUCUGGAUCCCCAAAGAUGGAGAAUAAUCCUUCCCAUCCCUCCAGCCAGAAGGAUCCUCGACGAUCUUCCUUGAAGAGAAUAGUGAAGCGUUCCCCGAUGUGUUCUCCAGUCUGGGAAUCAUGAAUUCCGACUUCCUUAAGCUGAACUUUAUAAAUUCCUCGGAUCACUAAGCGCUGCGAGCCCCGGAGGAUUUCUUAGUCUUCGCAGACCUUCCGUUGCCUCUCAAAGGUUCAUGCAGCUCAGUAUCAAACACGGCGUCACAGGAGUCCUGCUUUCAGCACCGUCAGGUGGCGUUUCUAAGGGCUUCCUGUGCGUUUUGGAUCCUCGCCGGUCUGCCGGAGCGUCGUCACUUUGACCAUCACAAUCACUGUAAGCAUGGAGCGCAGCCGCUCAUGGGUUUAACCACGAACGGCUGCGUCAGAAUGUACAUUUUGUAAAAAAAACUAAUAUUUUUUGGUAAAAUCAUAUAGAAAUGUGAAGACAAAGGGCAUGGGUGAGUAUUUCAAAGUGGGGGGGUUCACUUGUUAUUUUUUUUAAUACUCGCGCAGUGCUUUUAGUUGAAAUACUAGACUCCUGCCUUGCUUCACCUUUGACAUUUCUCAGGUUGAUGUGCUCUUUGUUGAUAGAAGCUUUUGUAGCAUAAUGUUUAUAUAUAUAACACAGAAUUGUCCUGUGACCCCGCCCCCUACCUUAAGACGUGCCAUACUAUACUCAACACAGGAUGGAAGUGCUGUCUAUCAUCCUCUUGCAUCUUUAAAAGUACUUGAAAACUAUGUUGGAAAAUGUACCUUGUUCAUUUGUGUCACACCUGACAAAGGAUGUGGUUAUGAUGUGUAUUUUUUCUAUAAAUCUACUAAAGUCAAA